UCAGGACUCUGGCUUUUCUUGCUUUAUUUGGUGUUUCCAGCAGUCAGAUGUCAGACUGCUCAUACUCUGGUUUACUGAACUACUUAAACCUGACGGCCUCAAAUAAAGUUCUGGAAAUCAUGCGACCAGUGAAAAACUGGAGCGACAGCACGGUUGUAAAGCUUGACAUGGUGCUGCUCGGUAUUUUAGGUGUGGAUGAGAAGCUUCAAACUGUCUCCAAUCAGAUCUGGAUCCAGAUGUAUUGGACAAAUGAAUUCCUUACAUGGAAUUCUUCAGAGUUUUGUGGAAUUGACACGCUGACCCUUCCGAGAUCGAUGGUCUGGAUUCCAGAUAUAACCAUCCAAGAAGAUGUGUCUGACACAGCGAGUGUUCAGGAGGACCCACUUCUCAGUUUGGAUGCUGACGGCUCGCUGUUUGCUCAGGUACGCCAGCGGCUGUCCUACACCUGCCAGCUCGACCUCUCCAUGUUUCCUUUCGAUGUGCAACACUGCAGCAUCACAUUUUCAUCCAUGAGCUCGGAUGGGAGGAUGAUCACACUGGCAGCAGCCUACAAUGACACAAUCCUAACCUCCAUUUCUGUGAAGUAUUUAAAAACACAGGGUGAAUGGAAACUCACAAACUUGAAAGUCGCCAUAUUUAAUCAGAGCAAUGAAAACACUUUUAGAAGCAAACUUUCAUACACGGUCACGCUGGAGAGGAAGCCGUUUCUUUACUUGAUCAACUUAAUCGUGCCGCUGUGUUUUUUACUGUUCCUGGAUUUGACCUCCUUUUUCAUCGAUGAGGCCAGGGGUGAAAAGCUGGGCUUCAAAGUGACAAUACUUCUGUCCAUCUCCGUCUUACUGCUGAUUCUUCAGGACAUGUUGCCCUCCACUGAAGAAAACCUACCAAUGAUUGCACGAUAUGUUGUUGGAGUCUUUACAAUGAUGUGGAUGAGCAUCCUGGAGACCAUGCUGGUGGGCUUCAUAAUAGAUCUUGAUGCUUGUUGCGGAAAACAGGCUCCAAGCUCUGUAGAGGUGGAGGUGGAUGUUCAGCUGGAAGAGCCUGCUGGAGAUGAGGACAAAGACCAGGUUAAACCAGAGAAGGAUCAGCCUGGUGAGCGCUUCCUGUUAAAACGAAUCUUAGAAAAAGUGAAGGCAGUUCGAAAGCAAGCUGCACGUCAGAGUGAAGACAAGAGAAAGCCUGGAUGCUACAGACGUUUGGCUAAAAUCAUUGACACCUUGUUUUUUGUCUUAUAUUUUUUUGCUGUUGCUGUUUUUGUCCUUUCUAUUGUAACAUUGUGGACUAAAAGGCAGAAUUAAUUAUAAGCUGCGUGCAUUAUUACUUUCUAAUUAUCUUAAUCACUUUAUAGUACAAAUAGAAAACUGCUUGAUGUUCGGGUAAAGUUUUGUCCUCAUAUCAAAUCUUUGUUAAUUAAAAAUGAAUGUUUUGUAAAUGUACACAUAUUAAGAAGUUUGUAUGCACUAUUUAUCUGGUGGUCAGUGGUGUAAUUAACCAGACAGCCAGGGCUAACCUUGAUCUCCUAAUUAAAACUAAUUAUCAUAAUAAAGAUACACUGUUCUAGUAAAUAUUAAUAAUUAAAGCCUAUAUUUAGCGGCUGGAUUUGGGACUUGUAGGCGACUUCAAUAUUUAUGGAGUGAUAUUCUUGCAGCUGAGGUAACAAACCUGAUUCUUUAAAAUCCUACAUUUUUGGCCUAAAAUGACUUUUCAUGGAUAACAAAUUUGUUGCAAACCAACUAUUUUACUGGACUGCUUUUACUGGACCCUUGCUGAUGUAGCAGGACCAGUUUGUUCCAGUAUCAUCUGCUACUGGAGUACAGUACGACCUCAAAGAUAAAUUCCAUUUACAGCUAGCCUGAAAUGAGCGUUUACUGAAUCUACAGUUAUGAUUGCAGCCUGGAAUGAUAUACAACCUAAAAAGCUUUGCGCUUCAAUGAUGUAUGACAUGUAUAUGUACUUAGAAGCAAGACUGAGUAAAAUACAUGUUUAUUCUAUUCUAUUCUACAGUCAUUUGCUUUAAUCCAAAGCGACUUACAUUUGAGAGUAAGAACAACACAAGCAAGUUUGUCAUGUCCUGCCCACAGAAUGUCUGGUACCAUCAGGUUAAUGCACACUUACAGCCUAUUACACUGAUGGUGUUAGGAAGAACCAGCUAUAGAACAAAUUUCAUCUUGACUGCAACUUGUUCUUGAAUGAAUGAAAUUUUGUUUUAUUUUACUCUCAGAGAAAUUAUAAUGUUGGGACACGAUCUUCAGUAUCUUGAUAUUUAUUUCAAGAGAUGAAAUGCUUUGAAAAUUAUGAAAAGGUUAAACUAAAACCAUUACUUUUAUUAGUUUAUUUAAAUGAAGUGAACAUUAGAGGACAAAACAAACACUGACUUUGUUCAACAUUUGUUGGUAAUAGUGCUCCCAAAUGUUCAUGAGUAUUCAUAUAAAUAUUUUCAUUAAUGACACAAAUUCGUAAAAAGUUCUUACGUAGGAUUUGGAACAAAUUUGUUCGUUAGAUUAGUUGGUGAAUGAGGCCCAGUAUUUUAAAAUACACAGUUUUCAUCAUGCUUUGUAGAUUGCUGAACCUCUGUGCAGCUUUUAUCUCUGAGAGACUCUGCAUCUCCAAGGUGGUUGUUUUAUACCUGCUGCUUUACUUCUCCAGCCUCUUGUUGUUCCAGCUUUUUAAAGAAAGUUACUGUCAUCAGAUUCAUGAUACCCUAAAGUCUUUUUUAAGUUCUUUUGUAGCUUAGAUAUUGACUUUUAAGAUUUGCACAUUGCAUUCAUUCAUUUUUUGGAACUGGAGCUUCUAUCAUAUAAAUGCAAACCAAUUAAACCUGUAGCUGUUUGAAUCAUGCUGUUUCAGAUAUGCUUCCACCCAAUCAUUAUUAUAACAUUGUAUUUCU
Melanotaenia boesemani (Boeseman's rainbowfish) is the source of this 2887-nucleotide messenger RNA. Its product is annotated as 5-hydroxytryptamine receptor 3A-like. NCBI's taxonomy places the organism in Eukaryota, Metazoa, Chordata, Actinopteri, Atheriniformes, Melanotaeniidae. Gene Ontology annotation, cellular component: synapse; membrane; neuron projection. Gene Ontology annotation, biological process: chemical synaptic transmission; nervous system process; monoatomic ion transmembrane transport. Gene Ontology annotation, molecular function: transmembrane signaling receptor activity; neurotransmitter receptor activity; extracellular ligand-gated monoatomic ion channel activity. The record is from RefSeq and is a predicted model, not a curated record. The transcript is spliced from 9 exons. The coding region runs from base 48 to 1298 and encodes 416 amino acids.